AUGGUCUUUCCCAGAAACUUGGUCAUAACUGUCUUAAAAAAGUGCAUCUAUUCUGAUGAAAGGGUAUUCAAUACGCGACUUUUUCAUGAUGUCGGAAAAGGAAUAGACGCUGGAGCUCUCAUCGGCCCGAUAAUGACCCCUUUCGUGGACAUGUAUGAGAUGAUGCAACAGAAGGCCAAAAUCGCUCGGGAACGAGAGGAAAGUCCUUUGAGCAGCUCAAAAAGUAUCUUUGAUAUAAUUGAUCGUUUAAAACAGCCGAGCACGACAACGACUCCUCAGCCGCCUUUAAUAGAAAGACUCUUGAGACCGUACAUCGAACCGUGGAAGCAACAGUUAGAUGACUUCUCAAAAGGCAUCACCACCUCCACAAUACCAACGCCGUCGACUGCUUCGCCAAGAACGACCACCUUUCGGCCAGAAAAUUUUUUUGAAUUAGUUCAGAAAAGAAUGACAGCAGUUUUCCGAAAUAAGAGACAAGUUAUUUCGCCAAAACCAGAUCCCCUUAAUUCAAUCACAGGAGUUGAUGAGCCUUUCCUGCAGUUAACCAAUCCUUUCACACCUAAUCCUCUCAUGUCUCUGUUUACAACUCUUCAACACUUUCCAGAACUACCACCACUUCAAAUCAACAACAUACCUAACAAAGACAUAUUUCUUGUGAAGCCAACCUUGCCAGAGACUCACUUCAAAUUACGUGAUCCAUUUUACAACCCUCUUUUUCCCAAUAGGAAAAACAAACUGUUUGACUUGCUGGCGGGCGGUGAAGCAGCUCACAAGCAAAGAUAG
This is a messenger RNA of Angiostrongylus costaricensis, 783 nucleotides long. The record is from the annotation of a GenBank genome assembly. Lineage: Eukaryota; Metazoa; Nematoda; Chromadorea; Rhabditida; Metastrongylidae.